Cloeon dipterum is the source of this 823-nucleotide messenger RNA. RefSeq lists its product as uncharacterized. The record is from RefSeq and is a predicted model, not a curated record. NCBI's taxonomy places the organism in Eukaryota, Metazoa, Arthropoda, Insecta, Ephemeroptera, Baetidae. The transcript has 2 exons. The coding region runs from base 1 to 717 and encodes 238 amino acids.
AUGGACGAGGAAGGAAGCCCUUACUUCGGAAUGAAAAUAUCAUUCAGAAGCAGUCAUCUCGGUUCCGGGUUGCUUUGGCACCCGAAGGCAGACGACGACGAUGAUUAUUCCUCGGACUCGUCGUUGCGAUCGUUCAGCGCUGACGAGGUUGCCGAGCUGGAGGAGAAAACUGGUCGGCUGGCGCCGGACAUGGUGGACAGUCUGCUGGACGAGAUCGCCGAGCAGGCACUGGAGUCAGAGCGGCAGGUGGCCCAAGGCUUGGUGCACGUGCUCGAGGGAAGUCUGCGCGAGGAACAUGCGUUGGCAGUCGGCCACGACACGCUGGACGCUCCGGCCGAAAAGUUCGCCCAGCUGCUGGCCUACGGCGACAGCAACAACCGCGAGGGCCAGACCGUCAGCCGCAAGAGCCAGGCGACACAGACGACAGAGAUGAUCGAGCUGAUGGACCGCAGGGAGGCCAAGCUCGAGAAGGGUUGCACCUGCAUCGUCGAGACCGUGCAUCAGAUGAAGAGUCUGCUGGAGCAGCUGCAGUUCCACUGGCAGUCGUUCAGUGGUCCGAGCGGCGGCGAUGCGUUCCUGCACUUGAGCAUGGACAUCGCGACGGAGAUUGAGGGCAAUGCGAUGCAGCUAAUCAAGUGGAGCGAGGCCCAACGUGCCGCCUGCCUCGCAGCCAGCGCCUCGAGUACGUGCCCAGGAGCGAGAGUGUCGCCGAACUGACCGAAUUCCAAAAUUACCUGGACCUGGACGUGGUCGACGCCGACGACCCUUCUUUAUUUUCCAAUCAAUGCGCAGAAAGAGGAGGAUUAAUACAAUAAACGCAGCC